This is a messenger RNA of Ctenocephalides felis (cat flea), 981 nucleotides long. Its product is annotated as transmembrane emp24 domain-containing protein bai-like. NCBI's taxonomy places the organism in Eukaryota, Metazoa, Arthropoda, Insecta, Siphonaptera, Pulicidae. The record is from RefSeq and is a predicted model, not a curated record. Gene Ontology annotation, cellular component: COPII-coated ER to Golgi transport vesicle; endoplasmic reticulum; Golgi apparatus. Gene Ontology annotation, biological process: endoplasmic reticulum to Golgi vesicle-mediated transport; intracellular protein transport; Golgi organization.
GUUUAAAGAUACUGAUACUGUAAAACUGAAUUGCUAUGUGGGGCCACCUCAUCAAUGCAAAACAGCAGACUGGGAUCUGUUGAUGACAAUAAAACUUAACACAUAGAAAUUGGCUAUUUGUAUAUAAAUUUUGAAACAAUUUAUUUUGUGGUAUAGUAACAAAUAUGCAUCUCUUUAAGUUUAUGAGUUUAGUACUAUGUGUGGUUUCGCAUGUAAACGGUAUUAUGUGGAAACUGAAACCGAAUACACAAAAAUGUUUGCGUGAAGAACUACAAUCUAAUGUAUUAGUUACUGGUGAUUAUGAAGUUUCAGAAGCGCCUGCACAGCAAGUGGACUAUGUGGUUAGAGAAUCAAAGGGGCACAUUUUGUCUCAGAAAGAUGACAUUUCAAAGGGAAAAUUUUCAUUUGUGACAGAGAUAUAUGAUAUGUUUGAAAUAUGCUUUAUUUCACGAGUGCCACCAAAUCAUCGGGGUGUGGAGCAAGAAGUACUUCUAAAUAUAAAAAGAGGAAUUGAAGCUAAAAGCUAUGAAGGUUUAGGUGAAGCUGCUAAAUUGAAGCCUUUAGAGGUCGAAUUAAAACGUUUGGAAGAUCUAUCUGAUGCAAUUGUGCAAGAUUUUUCACAUAUGCGUACGGAAGAAGAAAUGAGAGAUACUAAUGAAUCAACAAAUUCUAGAGUUUUAUUCUUCAGCAUUUUCAGCAUGUGCUGUUUAUUAGGGUUGGCAACUUGGCAAGUCCUGUAUUUAAGGAGAUACUUUAAAGCUAAGAAAUUAAUAGAAUAAGUUAUAUUUCAUGUGAAUAUAUACAAAUAUCAUUCAUAUAUGUUGUAAUAUUGUAUUUCAUUGUUUAUUUGGUAGCUCAAAAACCACAUACACAUUCAUUCUUUUCUGCUAUCCUAAUACAAAGCUACAAUUUUUUGUUUACAGAUGUUCUUGUUAAUGUAAGGUCAAAUAAAAAUUAAAAUAUAUUUAUUAACAGGCAAAU